AUGGAGGAAGAAGCGAGUGGUAGUUUUGACAGCAUGUACAACGCGUUCCGUAGUCUGGAGGCGUUGAACAGUCGACUGUCCCUCGGACUCCAGACGGUGUAUCUCGUUCUCAGCCUGGUGGUGGCUGUGGGUUGUGGCCUGCUGCUCAUCUACCUGGUCUGGAAGAAGGAGUAUCUCCGAAAGCCCCGCCACUACCUGCGGUGUAACCUGGCAGUAGACGACAUCAUCUUCACAACCUGCAUCAUCACCACCGAGAUCUGCUUCCUCUUCAGUCAAGACGACACCAACGACCAACAGUUCUGUAUGGUCCAAGUGCUGGUGGUUCACCCGUCCACAAUAUGCAUGUUUGGUACCUACCUGCUCAUGGCCAUAGAGCUGUACUACUUCAUCUGCAAGCCGCUCCACUACAACGGAGAAGUCACCACAAAGCGCGUCGCCAUCGGCAUCGUUGCAGUCAGGGCAAUCGCCAUGAUCUUCGGGUUUGGGCCGCUGGUGGUGAAGCGACUGCAGAGCUCGGGAGACAGCCUGCGGUGCGGUCCCGAGCCCAUCGGCAGCACCAGCGCGUCCGCCGUCUUCAGGAGCGUCGGUCAGGGCGGGAUCGUGCUCGCCGUCCUCGUCAUCUUCCUGCUCUACUUCUUCGUCUUGAAGGAAGCCAGGAAACAGCAGGAGAGAGACGAGCAUCGCAACCUGUGGCUCUGCCAGACCAAGGCCUUCAGAACGAUGGCACCGCACGCCAUUGUUGUCAUCGUGUCGGCAGCAACCCUGGCCUUCGUCAGCGCCUCAUUUAGGUCUCUCUUCAACGGAGAUGGACGAAAAGCGGCAGCCUCCCUGCUCCUUACAGCUCAAGUGGCCAAGUUGCUGAACAUAACCGUCUCAUCGAUGGUCAACCCCAUCGUCUACAGCUUCGGGCGCCCGGAGUUCCGGCGAGCUCUGAGGGAGCUGUGCAGCAGGCCUCCGGACGCACUUGUGGCACAGGGCAUGAAGAUGGCCGUCUUCAACAUCCACAUCGCACCAACAACGCCACGGGGAGAGCGCCAGCAGGGAAAGGAGGCUCCCCGCAGUCCGGUCCAAACACAGGCAACUGGUCAGGAAGCGCCACUUCCAGGACAGUGCACACAGCAGACGCCCCAACCAAACCGGCCCGUGGUCCUCACCGUACAAGCAGAGGUGCACGCCAGCCCACCGCCACGCCCCCAACACCACGGACAGAAGACAGCCCCUCCUGAACAACACAGACAGCCAGAGGUGCACCCCAGCCCACCGCCAUGCCCCCAACACCACGGACAGAAGACAGGCCCUCCUGAACAACACAGACAGCCAGAGGUGCACCCCAGCCCACCGCCAUGCCCCCAACACCACGGACAGAAGACAGCCCCUCCUGAACAACACAGACAGGAGUUGGGGGGAAUUUCCGCUUCGAUGUCAGACACCCCCAUGGAUGUGCAUCUCACCAGUCUCCGAAUCCUUGUAGAUGACUCGGAUCCCGGAGACGCCAAAAGCAAUAUUGUCUGA
Molecule: messenger RNA, 1512 nt
Organism: Branchiostoma belcheri (Belcher's lancelet)
Lineage: Eukaryota; Metazoa; Chordata; Leptocardii; Amphioxiformes; Branchiostomatidae
Product: olfactory receptor 6C65-like
Exons: 1
Coding region: 1-1512 (503 amino acids)
Biological process (GO): G protein-coupled receptor signaling pathway
Cellular component (GO): membrane
Molecular function (GO): G protein-coupled receptor activity
Source: RefSeq, a predicted model, not a curated record